Centropristis striata (black sea bass) is the source of this 5791-nucleotide messenger RNA. It is a transcript of the gene itga1, whose product is annotated as integrin, alpha 1. The record is from RefSeq and is a predicted model, not a curated record. Gene Ontology annotation, molecular function: integrin binding. Gene Ontology annotation, cellular component: external side of plasma membrane; integrin complex. Gene Ontology annotation, biological process: cell-cell adhesion; cell adhesion mediated by integrin; cell-matrix adhesion. The transcript has 30 exons. Bases 226 to 3774 code for a protein of 1182 amino acids. NCBI's taxonomy places the organism in Eukaryota, Metazoa, Chordata, Actinopteri, Perciformes, Serranidae.
AACAGAGCUCAUCCCGGCUGCUGGAGGAGUCAGUCUGAAAGUCUGACAGUUCAACUGCGGAUGCUUGCAGCACAGGAAAUGCCUUGUGGACUGUUGUUUGUCAUUUAGCGAUUUCUCUUCUCUGGGGGGAUCUCUCUUGUUUAUCUGAUCACCGAUCGUGAGAGGGGAAGAAAGUCCGUGGAAUAACUGAAGCUACGGGACAUCUAUAGCCUACAGUGCGCCGGGAUGCUCGGGAUCAGUCAUUUCACUUUGGCAGCAGCUGCUGUGCUGCUGUCCUGCGUGCUGUCCUUCAACGUGGACCAGAAAAAUGGUUUGUCAUUCAACGGGCCACUGGAGGACAUGUUCGGCUACACUGUCCAGCAGUUUGAGAACAGCGAGGGGAAAUGGGUUCUUAUUGGUUCGCCCCUUUCUGGCCAGCCGGCGAAGAGGACAGGAGACGUCUACAAGUGUCCUGUGGAGGGAGGGCCCGACGCCUGCGUCAAACUGGAGCUACCGAAAAACACAACAGUUCCCAACUUACAUGAAGUCAAGGAGAACAUGACCAUGGGAACCACGCUGGUGACCAAUCCCAACGGAGGGUUUCUGGCCUGUGGUCCCCAGUACGGCUACAUGUGCGGGCAGCAGCAGUACAUCUCAGGAGUUUGUGCGAAUGUCAGCGAUUCCUUCCAGAUCCUCAACUCUGUGGCACCGGCUGUGCAAGAGUGUGCGAAGGAGCUGGACAUUGUGAUCGUCCUGGAUGGAUCGAACAGUAUCUACCCUUGGACCAGUAUCAUCGAUUUUCUGCGACGUUUCAUAGAAAACAUUGAGAUUGGGCCCAAACUUUCGCAGGUGGGGAUCGUGUCCUACGGUGAGACUGUGACUCACCGUGUCAAUCUGAGCCAGUUCGACAACACUCGCAAUCUGCUGGAUUUCGUAGAAGAACUUCCUCAGCAGACCGGAUUCAAGACCAUGACUUUCCUGGGCAUCGAUACUGCCAGGAAGGAGGCCUUCAUGCCGGAGCGUGGUGCUCGACCUGGGGUGAAGAAAGUCAUGGUGAUUGUGACUGACGGAGAGUCACAUGACUUCCAUAAUCUGGAGAGGGUCAUCGGAGAUUGUGAUGAUGAUGACAUCGAGAGGUUUGGCAUUGCUGUUUUGGGAGACUACAAUCGUCAGAACAAAAGUGCAGAUGAAGUGCAUAAGUUCAUCCAUGAGAUUGAGUCGAUCUCCAGUCAGCCGUUACAUGAUCACUUCUUCAACGUGUCCGAUGAGGUGGCGCUGUUGACCAUUGUGGAUGCUUUGGGAAGCAAGAUUUUUGCUUUAGAAGCUACUUCCGGCAAUUUCACCUCCUCCUUUGAGAUGGAGAUGUCCCAAGCAGGGUUUAGCGCUCAUACUGCUAAAGACGGUGUGUUACUGGGAGCAGUGGGAGCGUAUGACUGGAACGGGACAGUGGUAAUGCACACUGCUGGAGGAACAAUCAUUCCAGGAAAGACUCAGUUCUUCGACCCAGAGACUGAGGCCGGGUACGAAGGACUUGCUGGGUACCUCGGCUAUGAUGUUCAGUCAGCGUCCACCCCUGAUGGCGAGCUGUACAUCUCAGGUGCACCGCGGUACAACCACACAGGCCGGGUUGUUAUCUAUCGGCUGGAUAAGAAGAACAACAUUGUCGUGUCGCAAAUACUGAAAGGAGAACAGAUUGGUUCGUACUUUGGCAGCGUCCUGCAGACCGUUGACGUGGAUGGAGAUUCUUACACGGAUCUCCUCCUGGUCGGAGCUCCAAUGUACAUGGGCACAGAAAGAGAUGAGCAGGGACAAGUCUACGUCUACAAACGAAACCAGGACUUCCAGUUCAUGCACGAGUUCACUCUGAAGCCUGUCAAUCAGUCCUGCUGUACGGCCCACUCAGCCACCUGCACUAAUAAAAAUGAACCGUGUGGCGCUCGGUUUGGUACGGCCAUUGCAGCCGUAUCGGAUCUCAACCUUGACGGCUUUAAUGACGUGGCGAUCGGUGCACCUUUAGAGAACGACCACCGAGGGGCCGUUUACAUCUACCACGGAGAUAAGACGUCACUGAAAGAGAAGUUUGUACAGCGUAUCCCUGCAGGUGGUGACGGUGAAAAGAUGAAAUUCUUUGGUCAGUCCAUACAUGGAGUCAUGGAUCUGAAUGGUGAUGGGAUCACUGAUGUUACCAUAGGAGGUUUAGGAGGGGCUUCUCUAUUCUGGUCCAGAGAUGUUGCGGAGCUCCGUGCCAACAUGACUUUUGAUCCUGUUAAAAUCAACCUGCAGCAGGCUCAGUAUCAGUGUGACCACAAGGGACGCAAAUCUGUGUGUGUGAAAACCGAAGUGUGUUAUGCCUACAGUAUCAAAUCCGACAAGAAGGACGUGAACACUGCUGCAGAGAUCCGCUACAGUCUGACUCUGGAUGCUCUGCGUGCGAAAGCCAGGGCCUCAUUUAUCGACUUGGAUGAUAAAAGUGAUCGUAAGAUAACCAGGAACUUAACCAUCAAAGACAGAGAGCAAAAAUGUGUGCAAGAAACCUUCAUCAUGUUGGCCCGGCCAGACUUCCGAGACCCAUUGUUGGUGUCUUUAGAGUUUGCACUCGCUGAUGAAGAAAAAGGCCCUGUCUUGGAUGAAAGCCUUCCCAGAUCCAUCAAUAAAACAAUUCCUCUUGUGGACUGUGGAAGUGAUCAGAGGUGCAUCGCUGACCUCUCUCUCAAAGCCGUGCCGAGUGUCAAACAAAUGUUGAUUAAAACAAAGAAAGACAUGAUCGACGUGAACAUCAACGUGAGAAACAGCAAAGACAAUGCGUACAACACUAAAGUCAUCCUCAGCUUCACACCCAACAUCAACUUUGGCAAAGUGGAGCCGGAGAAGUCGUACUCUCUGGAAGACACAACGCUGGAGUUAGCUGUUGGAUAUCCCUUCUUGGGAAGCAAUAUGGAGGAAGAUUUCAAAGUGAGAUUUGAGGUAAAUCGCCUACAUAUCCAGGAGGUAAUUCAGAUCAAUGUGACAGCUACAAGUGACAGCGAAGAGCUGAAUUCGACUCUGCAUGACAACUCGGUGCAAAUCUCCAUCCCUGUGAAGUACGACGCUGGACUCAUAUUCUCAGUGCGGCAUGUGGAUGAACACAUCGUGGUAAAAGAGGGUGAACAGUACGCUACUGAAAUCAAUGACACCUGGAUGAUCGGAGAAGAGGUCAACAUCAGCUUCACGGUGGAGAAGUCAGGUGAUAUGGUGACUCCUCCCCUUGACCUGACAGUGAUGUAUCCUAACAUGUCGCCUCGGAAUAAUGAAUUACUGUACCUGACAAACAUCACCACCAGCUCAGAGGUCGUCUGUGACACACGGUGGGUCAACCCUUAUCAUAUCAACCCGGAGAAUAGAUAUCCCAAUCCAAAGAAAGAAACACUGAGUGUGUACCUGCUGAGCUGUGAAAACCUCGACUGUGCAAUAUUUAGCUGCUCCAUCCCAGAGGCUCACAUCAGUCAGGUCAACGUCACAUUCAGAGUGUGGAAACCUACGUUCAUCAAGGGGGAGUUUUCCAGUCUGCACAUGUUGGUGAACGCCACGCUGGGGAUCAGAAAAACAGACCUGUUUGAGCUGAACAGCAGUGACAGGACACGAAGUGUGAAGAUCCAGGUUUCGAAGGAGAGUUUAGGAGGAAUCCCUAUUUGGAUCAUCAUCAUCAGCAUCCUGAUAGGAUUGCUGAUCUUAGCACUCGUCAUCUUUGUUCUUUGGAAGAUGGGCUUCUUCAAGAGAAAAUCCACUGACUACUCAAAGGAGGAAAUGAUGGACUGAUGCAUCCAGACGUUCAGCAGCAAGCAGCCAUGUGACCGACUGCUUCCCCAGCCAUCAGCUCGCACAAAGUGAUGGGCUGGCUUUAAAACAAAGAAGUUGGACAGACGGAGGAGACGCCAACAGACCCACAGACACCUCAUCGCUACGACACAGUGACGACCUGGAAAACCCAAACCUGGACCUCAAAUAAUGUUUGCAAAUACUGCACAUGGUUACAACAAUGGGGCUAUUCAGAUGGUCUUAUACACAGAGAGAGCGCUGUAACAGACACUUUCUUCGUAUAAAGUCGUUGGCACUCAUUGUAUUUGCAAAUACUAUUUGUCUUUCCUGCAGAUAUACAGUUACAUCAAAUCCGGUCAAGCAGUUCAAGAAGAGGAGCAAGAAAUCACUUACCAGGCAUCUGUCGGCCAAGUAGCAUCUAUCUGUAUUACAUACAGCAGUUUUACACAACCAUAAGAGCUACAAUAGCUGCAUUUCAGCUUUAGAGGAAAAAAGUACUCAGGUUUUUUUCUGUAUGAAGAUCCAAUGUCGCCUCACAUACUUUCCAAAGGUCUCCUCGCUUCUGAGGCACACAUUAUGUGAACUUUACAUGUGUUGGAGCAGCCUGUCUGAUUGUUUUAAAGCUUGUGUGCUUGAUUAGUUUUAUGAAACACUGUAUCUUUUGGCAUUUUAUAUAAUUUUGUUUUUGUUUGUUUUGCUGAUUUUUAACAGUAUAACAUGGCACAUCCUUCAUUUCAAAAUGUUCGCUAAAGACACUGCCCUGAUUUACUUCAAGCAAAGGUGCAGUCUGUAUGCUUUUAUUUUUAUAUUUUUAAUCUUAGUUAACCAAUUCAAAAACCAAAAAAACAAUCUCGUCCCAACUCUGAUGUUAAAUGUUACUGAGGGAUACAGAAAGCUGCGCCUUCAAGAUCCAAAACUUCUGAUUGUACUGUAAAUAUAAUGCUCAAAAUGUAAAGCUUAAAAAAAUGUACAUAUUUGUGUUUGCUAUAAUUCAUGUAAUUUAAAAGAUGUUAUCCUUUUUUUGUGAUCAGAGAAGAUGAUUUUUGCUCAGGUGCUACAAGUAUCAUGAAUGAUGACAUUAACAUUUGACAUAUAACAAAAAUGAUCUGGCCUAUCUCACAAUUCCAACGCUGAUGCAAAUAUGUAAAUAUUGUUAUAUUUUGAUGAGAAAAGUAUAAUUAUUCUGUACUGAAGAUGAGGGUUUGUAUCCACUACUUUGGUUUUAUUUGACUGAAAGCCUAAUGAAUGACUGUGUUGAGGUGAGAUACGACUGUAUUUUGAAUUUUAUUUGCAAAAUGGAAGGUAAAACUUCUUCAGAUGUAGAAAUUUAUGUCACUAUUCACCAGCAGUUGCCACAGAUUAAUUCACUGUUAGGUGGUUUGUAGCAUAGAAAAACUACAUGUACACAAAGCAUUAGCAUACCGUAGGCUUAAUGUCACCCCGUAUGCGGUACACAGUACCUUACAAAGUUAUUCCUCCAGGUUUUCUGUCUUGUUUUUGUGUCCAGAAGUUGCACAGCUACACUAAGAGAUUAUAUUGAUCAGUGGGGAGACUGAGUUUCUGCCUCUUUCUCCAUUUUCUCCCUCGCUGUCACACAAUUGCGCUGAGGGAAGACGGCAAGAAGAAAAAGAAGAGGCAGCUUUUUGAUAUUUAAAUACUCCUCAGCUCUCACUCUCCACUGUCGACAUGAAGCACAUGUAAUAAAUUGUAUGUACAGAAUGUGUAACUGUUGUACGGCUACAUCAGGCUUAUGCACGAGGGUGUAGUCAUGAGUCUCUCUUUGUUCACUUGAGGUGGUAUCAGAUUGUUUUUCUCAGAUCUUACACCUCGAUUAAGUUCUGAGAAGUAGUAGAAGCACAAAGUGAGAGUUGUGAGCUCCACCCCAGCCUUCUACACUGCUGUGAAGUCUUCAUUGUAAUGCACUGGUUUGUCAGACUGUAUGCGUCCUCAUCAGCACAGAAAUUAACUGAAUCUUAUGUACAAAAAUAAAGACUUUUUACAAAGAAGUGCUUGAUUG